Molecule: messenger RNA, 7567 nt
Organism: Bicyclus anynana (squinting bush brown)
Lineage: Eukaryota; Metazoa; Arthropoda; Insecta; Lepidoptera; Nymphalidae
Exons: 22
Coding region: 529-3363 (944 amino acids)
Molecular function (GO): protein binding
Source: RefSeq, a predicted model, not a curated record
CUCAUGAUAGCUGGUUGUGUAGAGUUAAUACGGGCCAGAGCUUUCGUGAAGCACGUGAAACAUCGCGAUUGACGUAAAAUUUACGAGUAUUUUUCAAAGAUUUCCAGUGUUGUGAUCAAACGGUUUAUUGUGACAGGAUGAUGUGAAUUCGGAUGAAUUUACAGUGUGUGGUUAGUGUUUUAAAACGUUCGGUAUUUUUUUGUAAACAUUUUGUUUAAUCUGAAUUCUGGAUUAAUUUGGAAUACGCUCAUCUCAACCAGAUUCGAGUCGGCUGCAUUUGAAAGCAGACAUAACUAUGAUGAAAAAACUUCAAUGCUUUCUAGUAUUAUUUCAAAAGCACUCGUGACUAGUGAUGGGGCAUCGUGUUAUCGAUAUAAUUAUUACUAGAUAAAUUUUGAUCAAUAUGUUUUGGGUUAAUUUAUAGAAUCGCGAAAGUGAACUAAAAUUAUCGAUAAAUUAAUUGCUAAGUGGAUCGUUAUGAUAGUGUUGGGGUUAAGUAUGUGUAUCGAUAAUUUAUAAAUGUGAACAAUGGUGUGUGUUUUGUGCUUUGGUUUUAGAGUGAUUUUGUCCCUCAUGUGUUGUGUAUAUAGCCGGCAAGAAGUGCUUAUCGAGGAGUCAUCGGCCAUAGAGUCGUUCCACGCGCCGACAGGGGGCGCGGUGGAGCUGCCGUGUGACGUCACGCCCGCCCUACCCGACGACAGGAUGGGGCUGGUCAUUUGGUACAAGCAGGGCCACGACUCGCCCAUAUACUCGUUGGACACGAGGGAAGGCGUGACGUCACAUUGGUCUGACCCCUCCACCCUCGGCUCCCGAGCCACCUUCCGUAGCACCACGGAACCCGCAGUUCUUUUACUAACUAAGUUAAGACCCGAAGACAGUGGACAAUACAGAUGUCGAGUGGACUUCAUCAGGUCGCCCACCAAGAACACGAGACUGAACCUUACAGUACUCAUCCCUCCAGAGAGGCUGAUUAUCCUCAACCAGGAGGGCGACGAGAUCAAAGGCGGCGUGUUGGGGCCGUACGACGAGGGGACCGAAGUCAAUCUAACCUGCGUGGCCGUUGGAGGUCGUCCAGUCGCGCGCGUGUCGUGGUGGAAGUCACACGCGUUGUUGGCUAACUCGGAGGCCAGAGCUGCCUUGUCCUUCACGCUACAACGAAGCGAUUAUGGCAGUGAAAUCACUUGUCAGGCCGUGACGGAUCCCUCCAUCACACCGCUGUCUGAAAAUCUUACCAUAGAUGUGAACUUGCGACCUCUAUGGGUGCGAUUGCUGGGAGGCAAGCGUCCCCUAGUGGCUGGGCAGAGCACAGAGUUGGUCUGCCAGGCGGUAGGCGCUCGCCCUAAGCCCAGCAUAUCUUGGUGGAAGGGAGGCACCAGGUUGAAGUCUAUCAGGGAAACUACGUCAUCAGACGGCAACGUGACCAGCAGCAUCCUGACCCUGGUGCCGUCUAUAGAAGACGCUGGCAGGGUGCUGUCAUGCAGAGCCGUCCAGCCCACUCUGUCGCAUUCCACACACGAAGAUGGAUGGAAACUUGAGAUACAACACUUGCCGGUGGUGAAGUUGGAGUUGGGAGCGAACUUGGACGCAGAUAAAGUGGUGGAAGGCUCCGACGUGUACUUGGACUGCAUGGUGCGCGCAAACCCGUGGCACACACAUGUGUAUUUCACACACAAUGGUGUGACAGUGAAGCCAGGUCCAGGAGUGGUGGUAGCCAACCAGAGCCUGGUGCUGCAAAGGGUCUCCCGCCGCGUGGCCGGCUCCUACGUCUGCAUCGCCAGGAACAGCCUUGGGGAUGGAGCCAGCGAUCCCCUGGUUUUGGAUGUUAAGUAUAGCCCGACAUGCAAGACUCAACAAGCGGGAGUGUUGAGAGCUGCCAGGGGGGAGAUCGUCGAGAUAGACUGCGAAGUUGAUGCCAAUCCAAAGGAUCCUAUGACAUACCACUGGUGGUUUAACAGUACGACUCACUCCAAGCUCGAGCUCAAUACAUUCCCCAUGAACGCGCAGAAUUCACUUGACAGAUACUUGUACAUGGUUAACACUUCGUCCGACUACGGGUGGGUCCAAUGUACCGCCAGCAACUCGGUGGGUCGCCAAAACACACCGUGCCUGUUCCACAUAUUACCGGCAGAAAAGCCAUCCUCGGUGAAAAACUGCGAGAUAAUGAACGUAACAUACGACUCGCUGACACUCGGCUGCGUGCCAGGACACGACGGUGGACUUCGACAGGCGUUUUUGUUGCAAGUAUACGACAUGACGACGGGCCUAUUACUUCGGAACAUAAGCAGCGAUGAUCCACAGUUCGUAGUAUGGGGUCUUUCUGGCACCAACGCUGUGGGUAUAUCCGUGCGUGCGUACAACAAGAAAGGGUUGAGUGAACCGUUCACACUGUCGUCCAGUUUGCUGAAGUAUCCACAAAGGCACACAGCCAACGUCCCCGUCCGCGUGGAGUUAACAACGGUACUGGUGACGGUUCUCUGCGCCGUGGCCAUCAUAGCGGGAGUCACUGCGGUCUCCGCCUUCGUCUUCUGCUGGAAGUACUGCAACAAGAGAGAGGAUAACAUCAAGAAUGAGAAAACUCAUCGAAAACAAGACGAGAUAUCGAACAUACCCCUCACUGGCACCAACGAGUGUGAAAGUGUUGAUAGUUUAGAUAAGAAUCCGGAUAUAAUACCAAUAGAGGGGAAAAUAAGCGACAAUUGCUCGAACAAGUCGUCAGCCACAGACUAUAGUUCAAUAAGACCGCUCCUCUCUAAGACAGACCACGACAAAUACGACGGCAGCUGUGAAAGACAUUACGAUCAUACGGAACCUUGCAGCCAAUAUGUCCAAGUUAGACCGUUGGACUUCAGAGUACAUCAAUUCCAACAUGGAAUGCAAAUGCCGAACCUUGGCUCUAUGCAAGGCUAUCCGCCCAACGUUGGACACAUGCCCAACGUUGGACCAAAUGAAUGCAGAGCGUCUUAUGACAAAGUGUACGAGAAUUGGUUGAAGUAUAAAAACUCUUUGCCGUUGAAUACUAGUGGAUUGUUGCCAGUGGAGCAAUGUAUGCCGCCAGAGCUAUACCCACCAGGGAUAUACAGCGGGCUACGGAACCCACUGCAUCUGGCGCAGAUGCCCGAAAUCGAUCCCUACCACUUAGAGGCGGGAGUCAUGCAGGAGUUUAGAACCAACACCCCACCAGUGAGAGUGAACGCCGAGAACUCCAGCGCUUACUUCAACAAGAGUUCCCUGGACCGAGGCACUAGCACGUUGCCGCAUAGGAAAACUAGUGUACCAGCAAUGCAGCUAGAAACCAAGCCCAGCUCACUGAAGCCCAUCGAAUCCAACGCUAGACCAACGGAUGAAAAACACGAAGGCAGGUGAGAUAGUAUUGAACACUACUUAGAAACCAAAAUGUAGUCUUACAAUAACGUGGAUCUAGUGACAAAAUAUGGACAAAAACUUCAAAAAAGGACAAAACGUUACAAAAAUUACAUACUAUCUCUUUUUUCGCAACUCGCCAGCUCCGAAAGCAUAUGUUUUUGUUAAUCUUUGAAAUUAUAAUAAAGAUAAAGAAAUUGUAAAAGUGCUCUUUAUUAUUAAGUUUUAUAAUAAAUAUAUAUAUAUAAAUAUGUAUAAUAAUCUGAUUAUUUUGGAUUUGAUAGGUUGUUUUAUUUGAGACUAAAUUUUAUUUUGUACUGUUUGGGUGAAACUAAUUGAAAUCUUAAUUGAGUACUUUAAAUUUGUAAACGUUUUACUACUAAUGGGGCAAGUUUACAACGACAGCGUUGCAUGCCAAGCUCUUGUACAGCUAUUAACAUGCAUAAAAUAUAUAUAUAGUCAAUCUAUUUCAUAAGUCAGUUUGGCCUUAGCUUAAAUGAUCAGAUGAUCAAACGAGUUUGUGUGUGUAAACUGAAGGUUUGUAUUGUAAUGUCAACUGUCAAACCCUUUACUGUACAUCAAUCCACUACAUACAAAGCCAGGCAGACUUCAAAAGUAGACAAACUAUGUCGGCUGUUGUAUUUGACAGGGUGCGUUCUAUAAUUGAAUUGUAAAUUGGGCUUGUUCCGGCAUUAGACUAGUUAAAAAAUACCUUAAUUGUAAACUUGCUCUAAAUAGAUAUAUUUGUUUUAAUUUUUCGUGAGUAUAUUAUAUUAUACGAGGAUAUUAUGUCAAUUGUGCUUAAAAAAAUAAUGUGUAACAAAUUGUUGUCUUAACUAAUUCUUUCUAACGGCUUAAGACUGAGAUUUUAAUAGUAUAGGUAAUUUAUCGAUUGUUUAUAAUAAUGCUGGGAGCAUAUUAACAACACCUGAAGCAUCAUCAGGACUGCUAAUUUACCUGUGUGUUGUAAAUAUGCCCUUGGUAUAAAUAUCUUUUAAUCAAAAAUGACGUGAAUAUGAAAAUUGCAUAUUAAUAAAAAUCAUUAUUAUUGUUGUAAAAUUGUAUAUAUUUAUUGUAAAUAGUUAAAGGUUAUUGAUGUACAGAUAAAUAAUAAUUGAUAGAGAAUGUUGCCAUAAUAGAUAAGAAUUAAAUUUGUAUUAGUUUUGUUUAAAUUAGACGCGAUUCAAGACAAAAAUUUUUGAACUUGGCGGUAUUCUACCGUGCGCCUUUUAUUUAAAUACGUCUCCAUCAAUAAAUACUCGACAAUUACUGUAUGAUAUCUUCAACAUCAGUUUUUUCAGCACAAGUUAAAAAAUUCUGUAAAAAUAAAUAUUUACCUAUUAUGCAUAAUUAAAUAUUUAUUUAAAAGGAAUUUUCAAAAUUUUAUUUCUGCAAUACAUUCAAUAGUCAAUAAAAUACCAUAAAACCACUAUCAAGUUGGACUAUUAUUAAAGGUUAUUGUUUGGUAUUCGGCAUUAUUUGUCUCGCAUCGCGUCAAAUGUGUACUACCCUUAAUAUUAUCGUAAGAAAUCACGAGCUUCUCUGGAAGUUGAAAAUUACCAAUCGGCUUAAGUAUAUUAAAAUAGGUCUACACGCAUACGGACUGAUUAUUCAUUUAAAUAGCUUCAAUAUACGAUUUAUAACAAACAAACGACUAUAAUUAAAUCUGAUGGUUAAGCUAGAACGCACUACUCUUGUCGCAAGCUUUAAGGUCGCCAUUGACGGUCAAUUAUUCUCACGUUUCUGAAAAGCAAACGGCAGUACCCACGCGGUAUACUAUACAAGUCAUGUACGCAGUGACCAACACACGAUCAAUUAUAGUCGUGCGUGCCACAGAAACGUGAGAAUAAUUGACCGUUUGUAGCUAGCAUUAGACUCCAAAUCGUGUAUAAAGGUACGUAUACACUGAUGCAAGUUGCGUUUUACCUAUAAGUUGAAUAGUAUUAAUGUGGACACAAUUUCAAACCUUGUAUUUGUUAAUUUGUCUGGAAAUUGAUUGUGACCGCUUCAUCGAUUUUUUUUAUCAACCAGUUGGAAUUAAAAUAAAAGCAAUAAAAUUAUUGUCAUUGGUCAUCAUCAGCACUUCUUAUUUUUUUUUGUUCUUUACAUGUUAGCCCUUAACUACAAUCUCACCUGAUGGUAAGUGAUAAAGCAACCAAAGAUGGAAGCGGGCUUACUUUAGGUUUUUUAACUAGUCCCGGUCUGGCUGGUGAGAGGCUUCGGUCGUGGCUAGUUACCACUCUACCGGCAAAGACUACGGCUAAGCGAUUUAGCGUUCGGGUACGAUGUCGUGUAGUAACCGAGAGGGGUAUGGAAUUUCAUCUUCCGCUAACAAGUUAGCCCGCAUCCAUUUAGAUUGCACCAUCACUUACCAUCGGGUGAGAUUAUAGUCAAGGGCUAACUUGUAAAGAAUAAAAAAAUAAUGUACAUUUGUACAGAAUUGCUCUGCUGUGUAUUAUACCUCUGUCAGUAAUUUAUGUUCAAAAGCAUCACAAUGUAUUUUGGAUUAAUUGGUUGGUUGUCGAAAUAAAUAUUUUUUUCGUUUUUUAAAGCAAAGUUUUCCAAUACAGCUUGAUGGGCUAAAAACAGCUGAUAUUAUGCAAUAUUCAUGUGCGAUGGGCUUUAAAAACAUAAUCCCUUUAAAUGAAGGAUUUUUCCAUAUAGCUUACAGUAAAUCCCUACAUUUUUUUUUUUAUAAAUUGGUAAUAGUGUAAAAAAUUCGCUGGAGGCUUAUAACUGUAGUGCGUUUUACAUGGUUUAUUUUUUUUAAAUCAUGACGUAUGCGUUUGGAUUUAAUGGUGGAUACACACUUAAUGCACGCCAUUGACGAUCAAUUAUUCUCACGUUUCUGCAGCACCCACGAUGAUCUGAUCGUCUAUUGGUCACUGAGGGCAUGACGGCUCGACUUAUAAAACGUCUUCGCUGUCUUUUUCGCUGCAGAAACGUGAGAAUAAUUGACCGUCAAUGGCUGACUUAACACUUAAUAGAUAUGUCUUGUGUUCCCAUCUUUACUAUUUUUUUUUAAUUUAGUUUUUUAAUGCAAAACGUUUAUUAGGUAUAUGGUUUAUGUGAAUCUUUCUGUAUACUGUUUUACCUAUUUUUUGAUACAUAAAUUGCUGUUACUAACACAGUGAGUAUACUUAUCCAUAAAUUAAUCCUGGUAAAAGUUUUUUUUUUUCAGUUUCUAACUUGUAGUCUCAUACCAAAAUGGAUGCUUGUAAUUGUAUUGAUUUUGUAUGGAAAAUGAGAUAAACAUGGUUUGGUUUGCAAAUUUUGUAUGGAUAACAAGGGUUUCCAAAAGUUAGGCAUUCCUGAAUGAUUGUGUAUACUAAAAACCUCGUAACUUUAUUAACUUGAUUUUAUAUUUUUAACUUUUGUUUAUCUUAAUAAACUUUUGUAUUUGAUUUUUCUGGAAAAAUUGUAUCCAUAAUUUUAGUAUUAAAAUUGAUCAUUAUAGAAAGUGCUGUUUACUAUAAAGAAUUGUUUCAAUCAUCGAUAUAAAUCGUUAGAUGGGCCCCUCCAUAUUAAAGAACGCUCAAUUAUGUCAUUACCCAAAGAUGUGCACGCACUUCUUAUCUUAGUAUGUAACAAGCGCAUGCUGUGAGUGGACGUGGACUUAAAAAAUAUUUACUGUUUUUUCUUAUUUUAAUCCCUUAAUUAUGCCUUCGUGUUCAUUUUGGAAGUGCAAAAACACAAGCCACAACAUGAAUAAAGGGAAAUGUUACGAGUGAUGACGUAAUCAAUGUGCGAAACCAAUGACAAUUCCGCGACGCGACCCAUCCCAUCUAACGAGCUACGAUCGAUGGUUACAAUGAAAUAAAUACACGUCUGAAAGUCGUAGUGCUAAUAUUCUACUAAUUGAGAAUUCAUGCGAGAAGGGUAAGAUUGUUUGAGAAUACUUAACUUAUGAUUAAGGAUCCCGGUUUGUAACAAGUUGGACAAACACCGACAAUAGUGUAUUUGUUUCAUGUAAUUUGUGUCGUCACAAAAAACGUUUUUCUGUGUUAUAAAUACAGUGAAAUUGUAAUUAUAGUAACCAAUUAAAAUUAUAUGUUUGACAAUUGAGAAGAUAAUUGAAUAUUUUUAUGUUUUUUAUUAAAAUUUUAAUGAUAAUAGUAAACACAAAAUAUAAUGACAUUGUUGAAAGUGCAUCUCAUUGAUAGUUUUCAUUUCUUCUAAAGAAAUAAAUGUAAUUUAUAUGUGUAAA